CACAAACACAAGUAAUCACAAUGGCUCCAAAAGUUGCAAUUAUCAUCUACUCCUUGUACCACCACAUCGCUACCAUGGCUGAAGCAGUCAAGAAGGGUGUCGAAGCUGCUGGCGGUGAAGCUACCAUCUUCCAAGUGCCAGAAACCUUGUCCGAAGAGGUUUUGACUCUUUUGCACGCUCCACCAAAGCCAGACUACCCAAUCGCCACCAACGACACCUUGACCUCCUACGAUGCCUUCGUCUUUGGUAUCCCUACCAGAUUCGGUAACUACCCAGCCCAAUUCAAGGCCUUCUGGGACGCUACUGGAGGUUUGUGGGCUUCUGGUGCUCUUUACGGUAAGCCUGCCGGUAUCUUCGUUUCCACCGGUACCCCAGGUGGAGGUCAAGAAGUCACUGCCUUGAACGCUCUUUCCGUGUUGGUUCACCACGGUAUCAUCUACGUUCCUUUGGGUUACGCUAAGGCUUUCCCACAGAUCACCUCUUUCGAAGAGGUUCACGGUUCUUCGCCAUGGGGUGCCGGUACCUUUGCUGGUGCUGACGGUUCCAGAUCGCCAAACAAGAUCGAAUUGGAAAUCGCCGAGAUCCAGGGUAAGAGCUUCUACGAAACCAUCCAAAAGUUCUAGAUGUUCUGAAUGUAUACGAGUAUAAUUGAAUAAAUGUAAGCGAAUGAU
Messenger RNA from Scheffersomyces stipitis CBS 6054, 671 nucleotides. RefSeq names its product protoplast secreted protein 2 precursor. Gene Ontology annotation, molecular function: FMN binding; NAD(P)H dehydrogenase (quinone) activity. The coding region runs from base 21 to 623 and encodes 200 amino acids. The transcript has a single exon. NCBI's taxonomy places the organism in Eukaryota, Fungi, Ascomycota, Pichiomycetes, Serinales, Debaryomycetaceae. The record is from RefSeq and is a predicted model, not a curated record.